This is a messenger RNA of Lactuca saligna, 435 nucleotides long. The record is from the annotation of a GenBank genome assembly. Lineage: Eukaryota; Viridiplantae; Streptophyta; Magnoliopsida; Asterales; Asteraceae.
AUGUCCACUUCCAAGGAAUGUUCUCCAGAAACCUUAUACGCUAUAUUUGUGGAAUUACUCAGAGGUUUUGGGACAUUGAUUUUGCAGGCCUAUAAGGACAGGUGUGUUGCAUUCAUUGAAAGGUUUACUGGGGAAAAGUGUGAGAAGCUCUAUUACUUCCAACCUGAUAUUUAUUUUCCAAAAGACCAUUUUAGGAAUAGUAACAUGCAGGAACGGUUAGAUGAACAUAAAAAUGUGGUUUUUGGUAACAUAGAGGAAGAGGUACUUUAUGGUGCAGGACUAAUUAAGGAAGUUGAAACAGGCCAUCAAGAUGUGGCUGAUGUUGACGAUGAGGAAGAGAUUGGCAAGGAGGAUGACGAAGAGGAUGAGGAUGCUAAUGACGAUGAGGAUAACCAUGAGAACCCUCAUUUUUUCAUAAAUGAUAAUGGGAUUUAG